AUGCAUGAACCUGCUUUGUUACGAAGUUGUUGCAAAAUUCCAUAUACAGAUGAAUAUAUAAAGCAAUGCCGUAAAAAUUUACUGAACACUACUUUAACACCACCCACACUUAUAGCCAAGAUACGUCAAAACAAGGUUGCACUACAUAUUUGUAUUGCGGAAUGUGAAUUCAAUGCAAAGCGUUAUUUAAGCAGUCCAAACAAGGCAAAUAUGACUGCAAUCGAAGUUGAUCUAAAGACCCGACACAGAAAGGAUUUAGAGUAUGUGAACCUUUUAUUAAAAGGUUUAUGGAAAUGUUUGGAGUACGCCAAUUUACAAUACGUGGAGCAUAGUUGGCUAUUUCCAUCGUUUGAAUGUAAUUCCUAUCCUGCUGCGCUUUUGGCCUGUGCAACCGAAACGGUCUAUGAGAAUUGUCCUACUAAUAGAUGGCGCAACUCAACCAAAUGUGAAGCUAUGAGAGAAUUUUUAGUAACGUGUGAUGAAGAAAUUAAAUCAGAUAAAACAAUACAUCAAUUGCAAAAUUAA
Molecule: messenger RNA, 525 nt
Organism: Teleopsis dalmanni
Lineage: Eukaryota; Metazoa; Arthropoda; Insecta; Diptera; Diopsidae
Gene: Obp93a
Exons: 4
Coding region: 1-525 (174 amino acids)
Source: RefSeq, a predicted model, not a curated record